AUGUCUUCUCAAGAAACUUCCUACAAAUUUCCACCUCCGCCAAUACGAUCUAUUCCACCGCUCUCGCCAGCAGCUUUCAUUCACAAUAAGGUUAUUUUUAAAAAAAUGUUUAGCAAGAAUAUUAUCUCGAAAUAAGAGCCGCAUAAAAAAACACUUUUUUUCUCUGUGAUCAUAUUUUUGGCAUUUUAAAUGGUUUACGGGAUAAACUAUGUUUUCUUUUAUUCGUGAAAAGUUUUUUAUCUCUAGAUGGAGCUUUUUUUAAAAACUAACGGAUCGAUUAGUCUUCGGGACAGGUAAGUGGUUUUGAGAGCAAAGAAUAAUAUGCGAGUUUUUCCCAUAAACUUUAAUCAACUCAUAUGUUAAUUCGAAUGAACUAACAAUUAAUUUUGCUUUUUUAGUCAUACCGAUGGAGCGAAAACACUUCGCGUACAGAAAAAUCGUUAGAAAAUGGUAUUAGAGUAGAGUUAUGAUAAGUUAUCGUAAUACUCUUCAGAUGCUCACUACCGGAGACCCAGCUCUCAAAUGAAAAAUGACAAUUUUGUUCUAGCGCAAGGUGGCGAUUCUGUGAGGUUUUUUUUAUUGUUUUUUUUUUGAGAAAAAAACGAUAUUUUUGAGAAAACAUAUUCCCAAAGGCCGCAUACGUGACCUCGCAGCAGCUUUUGAUCAAAAAGUCCGAGAAACUUCCCAACGGAACGAUUUACCGCAAAGUAGCUACCAAGUCGGCCAUACCCGAAGAGUCGAUGAUUUACAGUUUGAAAAGAACAACAAUCGACCUUUAUCAGGUUUUCUUCACUGAACAUUUUUGCAAUACAACUUCAUGAAAUCGAGGCGAUGCAAAUUUUGAUCAGCAAGACCGUCGCCAGGAUCGGAGGACGUUUGAUGAAUCUUUGCCCAGUGAUCCUCCUCUUGGUAAAGUUUUCCCCACACAUACAGCCACUAUAAUUUCUCGCAAGACUUAUGGUAAUGGAGACUACGCUUAUGAAAGGUGUCCGAAUGGAUUCUUCGGAGAAAGAACUUUUACUUUAUUUUAGUUCUGUUAUCACAACUGAUCAGUACACCUCGAAAACUUCUACGGAUCCAAUGAAUAGAGAUUCUAUCGAUCGUGGGGACAUUUUAGACAAGUCGAUCGUUUACGAGCACUCCAUUGAACUCAAUUCAUCUCAAGAGAGGUUUUUGGUAUUCCUUAAAGUCCCGUAUAUUCUUAUUCAGUGAGUGCAAAAACAAGACCCUUCGCUCCAUUUCCCGACCACCAAAUCACGCAACAUCAACUCCUCGAAAUCCCCGGGAAGACGUUCACGGUAACUGAAAAGAAUGUAGCUUUGAAAACGAAAAAAUAGGUGUUUAUAUGCGAAAAAAACUUUAGCCAUGUGGAAUAUAAUCAUCAUCAUCGUCAAUAUUUAUUAGUUGUUUUAGUCAGAUAGAAUCGGCUGGGCGGUGAAAAAAUUGCUCUUUUGAUGGUACUAACACCGCUUUUGGAGAGAAAAAAAAAAUCAAAACUUGUAGUUGAUUGAAUUGAAAGCAUGGUCUUACGGUCAUUUCGCUCGUUCUUCCACAAGUAGAUCCCUCAGUUUCGCGGGUACGGGCAAUGUAAUGAGUUUUAAAAUAAAAUUCUUUGAAUCAAUAUUCUAGUCACGGUCUUUUCAAGUUUUUGAGAAUAGAGGCUUUCUCGUUUAUAAAACAAAUUUCGAAUGACUUCAGUAUCACAGCAUAGUGUGUCUUAUAGUAACCGUUGCGUGUUAAUUUUCACUCACAUAAUAGUAAUACAACUUCUUUUUUUUUGGGACUUUUGGAUUAUUCGUUCAGUUUGAUAAGCUUGAUUGAUUUUCUAUUGAUUCAAAAAUACAUAGCUUUUGAGUUUUUCAUAGCCAAAUUUUUACUUAAAAAAAACCCAUGGUAUUCCUUUUUGAAUGGGCUUUGUGGCGAAUGUUGUUUUUCAGAUUUGAAAAUUAGGUGUUUUUGAUUUUUCUUUUUGUUUUUCAUGUUAUUUACUAAAAGGGCUAUAAAAAUUUAGUGUCGUUUGGCAAGCACAAAUGACCUUUUCUGUUUAGAACUUCGCGCAUUUUCUCAAUACUAUGAUGCAGAGUUAAAUUUCCAACUUAAAUUUUUUUUAUUGAGUCCAUAAGGUGGGUUUUCAGCUGAACUGCUGCGAUAUUUCAAUCGGGAAACGCCUAUUCGGGACUGCACGCAGCUCGAAACUCCUGUAUCUCGCCGGAAUGAUCGUCGACUCACUCAGGCGAUCACGGCCGCGUCGUUGAGGGAGCCGUUGCCGUCGCGCUCCUCUUCUCUGGGUCCCAGUUCGCGCGACAAUUUGCGGCAAGUCUUCUUUUCAUCCAGAAUGAUGAAAAAGACGCGACUUUGCUGAGUCGCGAUAUCAAAAACCUCUGCGUUUCUGGCUUUUUUAAUUCUUUCAUUAAAUCUGGAAAUAAUGGGAAGAAAAAUUUCUGUGAACUUUCAUUCGGAGAACUGGCGAAAACAACGCCGCAGGGAAUAAGAUCGCGAUAUCCUCAGGGUCAUUGUUUUUUUUUUCCUUUCUGUGAUCAUUGUCGAUCAAAAUUUUCAAAUUCCUUAUUUAGGGUGGAAUUAUUCCCGAGGACUCCAAAAAAAGAAGCAGGGAACAGAUCAUGCGAUGUUAAUGGAAACUUGGUUCAAAAGAAGGAGCCGGAUGAGAAGCGAAAGUUUCGCGUUGUUGCAAUAAAACUGUAACUUCUUUAAUUAUCAGUUCUGUGGAAAUCGACAAAAUCUCAAUGUCACGAGACGAGGAAGGUCAAAACUUCGUUGAUCUAAGCUUCGAGAAACAGGUUAUUAAAUCAGUAUUUUUCAGUCGAUGGUGAGAAUUAUUAAGUCUGUUGAGCUCUCAUUUGAAUGAGAAAUUGAUUGUUUUCAUAUUCACGCUUUUUUGAUAAAACAAAUGUUUUGCAACUUUUUCAGAGCUUGUAAACACUCAGCUCAAGAAAACAAGAGUUGGCUCGAGUUUGCGGUUGUUCGGUUUGAACAAAGAAACUUUCUGAUUAAAUUUACAGAAAGAACUCGUUUUUCUUUAGAAUGCUUCUUAUAGUUUCAAACGUUAUUAUAAAUCUAGGGUUAUCUCAAAUCGCCUCUGGAUGUGUAUAUUUUUGUAUAUACGAAGGCAGUUAGUCUAAACUUCAGGAGCCUGUGAAAUGUCAAGAGCCGAUUUAUGCUGUACCUCUGAAGAAAUCGGAACGUUCACAGGCAGAUCAGAGAAAACUUCGCGUGGGAUAUCCUUUCUCGGACAUUCCUGAAGAGAACACAAUCCAUUCGAAAAUUGACGACUAUUUCGACUUUGUGGAAGAAGUUUGCUCCUCUUAGAAUAGCUUAACAAUCUGUAAAUUAGGCCUACGCUGAGCGCGUUUACUACCAUCAAACAUCGGAAGAGAACUUUGAAGAAAAAGGAGUGGAUUGUCGGGGUUUGGAUGGAAAGGCGGACCCUCGGAAUUACACGAGAACCGCUUCAUAUCAUAGCAUCGACAAGCCGGACGACAGAAACGACACUUACCAAGAACUCGAGCUCCCUCCCAAAUCGGUAAGACCGAUCAUUUGUUUUCGCAAUACUUUUUGAUAGAAAUUGGAAUAAUACGUUUAGCUCUUGAGUAACCAGAAUUUUGAAAAUUUUCACUACCUGUUUUUCGCGCUUCAACUAUACCUUUUUUAAAAAAAAAAAUUGAAAAUUCGAAUCAAUAGUUUCAUUUCACUCACGAUUUAAUCUUAUUCGAAUCAAUGAGGUUGCACUUCGCGAUUAUACCUACAAGUUUAAUCUAACUUCCAUUUUUUUAAAAAUUUUUUUAAUAUAACGUGGAAUUCUGAAGACGCAGAAAAAAAUCUUUGUGAAGUUCCCAUGAAAAAAACGUAUCUUUAUUGUGUUAUAUUUACUUUUAAAACAACGCUUUUCGCUAUUUUUGAAACGCGAUAUUCUGAUAGGAGAAUUGAAAUGCAAAUGGAGAGAAAGCCCGAUUCUCUGAAUGACGGCUUUUGUUUGAAUUCAAAUAUCUAGCUUCAAUUACGUGCUUUUACAGUUGUUUGCUGUCAUGGAUUUCCCAGUUACGCCGACUCAACUAUAAUCGUAAUAUAGUCAUCUAUGUUUUUUUUUCUCUGUCGCACUAAAGUUUGACCCAAAAAAUUCAAAAGCCCUUUGACCAGUUUUGGAGCAUGAACGUUCCAGAAUCGCGAUUCAUUCGACGACGUCGACGGUACUUCUGGAGCCGGAAUCAGCGUCCAGGAGAUCGAGCCACGGUAUUCGUGGUCGCCGAUACUGACGACUCCGUACGCCGGCCAAAGUGUGACUGAAUACCGCGUGAAUGACAGAGAAGGCCAUCCUACAGCCGAAAAAGUCGUCCUCAACCGCGCAAUCCAGCCUUGCGCCUUGGCCACAUCCACUCCUAUGGGAACUUUGGCUUUUCGAAGUUUGCGCUUUUCUCAGCCGCCGCAAUAACUUUCAUUACCUACCCACUCGUGGGGUUUUGUUUAAUUUUGUUUGAAUAUAAUCUUUUUUAACAUUUCAAACAAAAAUUUUGAAUUUUCAAGUCUAAUUGUAGAUCUUGCAAGUUGCAAACUGUAUGAAAUUCUAGUUUUCUAGAUUGAGUCAAAAAAGGUUUUUUUUUUUCAAUUAAGAGAAUAUCACAGUUUUCAGCUUGCAUUUUGAGAAUCUUGAUCAUAUAAAGCAAACAUUUGCCGAAUAUAAUACUGCACAAAGUACUUUCAUCUUUUUCGUAAGAUAUUUUUUGACAAAAAUUCAUGUGAACAUGGACUGGUUAAGGACACAGCUCAGUACACAAAGAGGUUUUUGCGUAAAAUUGUUUUUUUUUUUCAGGAAGGCCGAAUGAUCACGCCGACACCGACAAAUCUUUCGUUAGUUCUAUAAGCACCAUGUCAACUUCAGAUAAGAAAACUGACACGAAGAGGCAAAUCGCGGUUUUGUUCCUCUUUAUUUUCCCCUUUUACCUUCUUUUCCAGAAGUUGGUCAGAAACAUUGAAACGACGAAACGUCUGGUCCAAGCCGCAGAAGUAACCGUGUGCGAAGGAAAACGGAGCAAAGAAACUCCUGUGGAGGUAGCGUUAUCCGGUCGCCGAAAAAUCAUUCCAGUCGCAGCGAGCCCAGUUGACGGCGCAGCGACAGCUCUUGAUGUACCGCGAGCGACUUCGGCUGCAGACGGACGAGUUGAAGCGACUGCAGGCCUUGUCUGUAGUGAGACAUCCGCCGCCGCCGGUCGCCCGCGAGUUCAAGAGCCAUCUCGUCAUUUCCUCCAUUGGAGUUCAUCUCAACAAGAACUUCUGCCAACGCCAAUUUGAGAAUAGUAAGCUUGAGACGUGAUUUUUGAAUGUAUUUUCGGUUUCGAAGAAUGAAAUGACGUAAAUGAGCUAAAGCGGAUAUUUUUGUGGGGAAAGUUUUAAAAAAGUUCAAGAGAAUUCAGCGAUUGAGUUUCGAAAAUGUUCAUUACUGAUAAAAUCCGAAGAAAAAUGGGGCUUCGAGUAACAAAUUUUUCAAAAACAAUUCUUGAAAAUCUGAGUCUGUUAUUUCAUUAAAACCAGAACUGUUCUCGGGGCGGCCCCGGUCGACCGAGGGCGCCCCGAUUUGCGGCGUGUUCGAGGGCGGCCGCGGUAGGCCUUUGGUAAGGGUCAACUCGGUCGACCCGUAGAUACAAAUUUUUUUUUUGACUCCCGGUUUUUUGCGAAUUAUAAGACAGAGAAAGAAGCGCAAGUUUUACUGAAAUGAAAGUGAAACAAAAAACAUUUUUAUCGAACACAUAAAGAAGAAAAACCGAUGAAAUGAGAUAUUAAUCCAAAAAUUCAAUAGUUUUCUAAGUGACCAGAACAAUUUACAGAACUAGAGAAAAACAAAAAUAAUAAAUAAGAAAUAAUUUGAAAUUUUCACAUCAUCAGGAAUUUCAUUUUCGCAAAAAAAUUCAUUCAAACCACUAUUUGAAAUAUUAUUUUUUUAUUUACAACGAGAAAAAAACGAAAAAAAGAUUCGAAAAAAAGUGAAAUCAAAAAGCCCGAUUUCUAUCAAAAAAACAAUAAAAUUAAACUUUUCAUGGAUCAUAAAUAACUUAAACAUUUAUUUUCAAUAUGAAAAAAACUGAAAUAAAAAAACAAAAAAAUACGGAAAAAAAUCCUCGCGCUCGCUUCGGGGGCCUGAAUGAAAAACCGCUUUGCGGGCCGGGGCGCUCCGGGGCGCGUCGCGGUCGGAUCGGGGCGGCCUCGGCCAGGGUCGCCCCGACUUGAGAACAGCUCUGAUUAAAACUGUAAGCCCCCGUAGGCCUAGAGAGGUUUUUUUUUUUGGAGGAUGUAAUGCGCUCAAAAUCAGUUUGAUCGAAUUUUGAGAGUUUCCUGCCAAUAAAAUUAAUAAAAGCGUGAUUCGAAGGCUCCUACGCGUUCUUGGUUCUGCUCAAGUGUCGGACUGAGGUCGAGGCGACCGGCGUCAUCAGUCUUCUUGCCAACUAUCAGACCCGACUCCAUGUCCUCAACUUCAACGAACAUAUUCAUUUCUCCAAUUUACCCGUCGAUUUUGCCAUAUCCAUUGAAGUUUAUAUGAUGGUAUGUUCUGAAAAAGUUGGUCGUCUUUUUAAAAAAUAAUAAUGAAAUUUUCUAAUUCCAAGCGCGAGAUAAUCCUACUCAAAACAGGUUAAAAAAAUUUUCAGAUCAAUGCAUUCUAUUCUAUUUUUUCAUUUAAUUAAUUUUUUUUUCGAUAAAAUGAUUCAGGUUUAGUAUCACCAAGAAGGUAUUUUGAUUAAUUGAUGUUUUUUUAUUGCAAAAAUAAAUUUUUCUUCCCUUUUUUUAUUCAACGCGGUAAAAGAAAUGGGCUUUAGGAAAUAUUCUUUCGUUUGUAGCAGAUUUGUUCGUAGUUUUGCAGUUAAAUUUUGCAUAUUUUCUGUCUAGUAAAUAUAGAUGUCAAAUAAAUAACUUUUUUAAGCGAAUGGCUGAGGAACGUCCUGUCGAGAAAUCGUGUGCUGCCGUUUUAGCGUCCAAGUGCAAAAAAAUUUGCUCGUGCCUUCAUCAGGUAAAACUUCUCAAAGUCUGCAUUAAUUAUUCUUUGUUAAAUUAUAAAAUAUAUAAAUAUAUACAGUUUUUUUUCUAGCAGGGGAAUUUGAGCUGUAAUAUUUUAGAGUUCCUAGACGUUGGAUAAACUAGUAAUACGUAACUUCAUGCGAGGAGCUAGAAAAAAAUAAUUAGAAUUAGAAAAAAGUGAAACUUCAAUGCGGGGCACCGCCGACAACACCGGCGUUUGUCGUUUAGAAGUACUGAGGCGCGCCGUCAAACGCCGGUCGCCGGUGCCGAGCGCGUUAGCGAAGUCCUGAAAGACUGUCAAAGAUGAAUCUAGACUAAACCGACCACGUUGAUUUCAAAAAUCAACAUUAGAAGUUUCAAAUAUGUCUUUCCUAUAUUUAUUCAAUAAAAACCAUGUUGUCGGCGGUGCCCCGCUUUGAAUUUUAACUUUUUUCAAAUUCUUUCUUUUCUAGCUUCUCGCAUAUCUUUCGUAAAACAUUUGCGACCGACGCCCAACAGGGUCAUCGCACGUAUGAAUUUUAGAAUUGUUUGGUUUCCCUGCGAAAAAUCCAAGACAUUGAAAAUUUCUUCGAAUAUAAUAUGUUGGGAACAGCGCAACGCAAGGCGAAGCCGCACUCCCAACAGAAGACUUUGCCCUACGAAGUGCCCGACUGCGAGUUCAACUGUUGCGGAAAGAUGACUCUGGACCGCGCGGCCUGCGGCGACCGCAUGUUCUACCUCGACGACGUCGUUUAUCCGUUGGAGGGCACCGUCAAACUCAUUUCGCACUGUUCGUCUCUUCCAGAGGCCAUCGACGUCGAGUAUCGUGGAUUUCUGGUCAACUGCUUCCCAAAUCUGUUUUCAAUUAGCGUUUUGCAGACGAUUUACCAGAAGAUCAACGGAAUGGAAUGCUGGGAGCGAUACUGGGCAAUGCUCAACCGAGGCAUCAUUUUCAUGUGGACUCAGCCGAGUGAUGAAAAGUCUGGAAAGGUACGUGGAAUCUAUUCCGGAGAUGCUCGAUGUUCAGAGGAAUUUGUAGUCAAGCCUCUUGCAAUACUCACGAAAAAGAACUCAGGGAUUAAGAGGAGUUCUUAGUUGAAUUUUCUGAUAAUAACGUCUAUUUUGGCUAAUCGUUUUUUAUUUUAAUAAUGCCUUGUUCUGCGACUAUAGUCCGUUUUCACGACUUGAAAGGGAGGGACUUCCCUGCACCCUCCUCGUCUCUCGACGAUCUCUUUUGUUCACGCGCUAUUUUCGCGUUUCUGUGACCUCGCCGGUGAGGGAACAGAGAGACGCAGACAAAAAUUCUCUCAGGUCACGACGGACGUACUAUAUCUUUUAUAUUUUCUCACUUUGAUCGUAUUGGUUUACAAGGUCGUCUAUGCUAAUCUCUUGGUGUAUCCUCUCGAGGCCUCAAACUCUGAUUUGCACGACUCUUAGCCCACCUGAGCAGUCCUUUCUUUCGAAACCGCUUCCAGCUACUUUUUUGUUCAGGGUCCGGUGUCGCAAAUCGACCUGACCAAAUGCACGAAUCACUCGGUUUCUCCCAACAGUAUGGACGUUUGCUCUCGGGUCAAUUCCUUCAGCAUCGAGCUUCUCAUCAACUCUUCUCCUACUCUCAUUGAGAAGAAAAGGUUUCGUUUCAUUUUUUUUUUGUCUACUUUUUCUCAUGGUAAUUCCUUAGGGUUCUAUUGUGCACCGACUCAGAAGACGUCAUGAACUCUUGGCUGUCGGCCAUCAACGAAACUCUUUUAGUGCUUCGAGGUGUCCUCUGA
Messenger RNA from Caenorhabditis auriculariae, 8771 nucleotides. The record is from the annotation of a GenBank genome assembly. Lineage: Eukaryota; Metazoa; Nematoda; Chromadorea; Rhabditida; Rhabditidae.